CCUCCAAAUAGCUUGAGAGAACACUGAGGCUGGGACUCCAAGGCCUCUGCAACCUUCUCACAGGCCUUCAGGGCCAUCUCUGGGCUGGACUUACUCAAUCCAGUCUAACUGCGAGGGGCUGGCUCAGCUCCUGAAGGUUUUGGGGAAAGUAGCAGCCUGUACAACCUCCCCCACUCCUUGGCUGUUUGUGGCCUGGCCUCCGGCAGCCAUCUGCCAUGUUGGACUCAUCGGUGGCUGACCAAAUGACUCGGCUGAAGCUCAAACUCUUGGAAAAGAUAGGAGCAACGUACAUGAGCUCUGUCUGACAUGUAUGCAGAUCACGAAUAAAGUGCUUGCUCACGCCCCUGCGGCCCAGAUGGCAGCCGCAGAGGGUCAGUGCCUGCCAGCGCUCAGGCGGCUCCCGCCUGGCAAGAAGCUCCAGGACCCCAGGGCAGCCCCAUUUAAACUCGAGGCUGAGCGAGAAGACAUGGAAGACACUCUGGAGCCAUCCCUCCCUGUGCCAAGGAGCUAUGACGGAGAAGAUGCUGUCCUACAGAGCGCCCUGAGGAGGAGGAAAGACCUGCUGCACAAGCUCCGGGAACAACACCUUCUAGAAGAGCUCUCUGGGCCCUACGGCUGGGGAGGGAACCCCAGAAGAAGCUACAGAGCAGAGGUGCCCCUAGAGGUGCCCCCAGUCCAGAUCUACCCAUCCUUCCCUGCAGGGCCUCAGCCAGAGCAGCCCAGGAUCAUCCAGCAGAUGGUACCCCAGCCCCCGGCAACCAUCAUCCAGCAGCUGCCUCAGCAGCCCCUCAUUACUCAGAUCCCCCCAGCCCAGGCCUACCCUGCCCCCAGGUCAGGGAGCGUCAAGGAAGACAUGGUAGAGAUGAUGCUGAUGCAGAAUGCACAGAUGCACCAGAUCGUGAUGCAGAAUAUGAUGCUGAAAGUCCUGCCGCCCAUGGCCUCUCCCGCCAACGAAAUGAACCCGCCUUGGCUUCGGCCUGCUCAGCAGGAUCCACAGUUGGCAUUCCGAGCUGAAAAGCCAAGGGCUUCCUCGGUCCACCAUCAUCACCAUUACAGCCCCCCAGGCCUGCAGGCUCUCCCUGCCUCUCUGCCCCUGGUAGGCUACCCCAUAUGGCCUUCCCUGCUUCCAGCCCAGGCCAUGACCCAGGCCCCAGGCUUCCAGCCCGCCAUCCGGCACAUGAUGGGGCCCACAACCACCAUGCCUGCUCUCAACACGGUAGCAUCUGACGGAGCCCUCCCCGGUCUGCCGCCAGGCUUGUAAGCCCUGCAGGGCUCUAACACUGGCACUGCGCUGGGAAAGCAAAGGCAGAGGGAAGCUGCUCUUGCAGAGGAUGCUGAUUGCGCAAGGAUGCCCUCACGGAGGCUCUGAUCAGAGGUGGCCGAGCCCAGAUCGCCAGAGAGGACCCGGCAACACCGGGCAGCACGUGCUCGCCACAGCCCUCCUUUGCUGGCAUUACUGUGGGUCCAUCCAGACAAGCUUGACCUGCCUCAACCAUUCCCCUGGGCAGAGGCAGCUGCUGGGGCCACCCGGCCCUGCUCUGAGCUGUGUGUGCAGGGCCCCAGGCCCCGCUGGCAGACCCUCAGAUGGAGAAGGGCGCGGCUUUUCCACUGAAGAAGAGGAGGAUAGGAUGAGACAUCCUCCGUGCCUGUCGUUCCCACCGUUCAAGAGUGAAUUGUCUGUAUAAUGGGCGUCAUAUUGCUUGCCUUCUCACUGACGGAGGAGGGGUGGGAGGGAGGCAGAGAACUGGGACCUACCAAGCUCCUGUUGGUCUGCUGAGCCACGGUCAGCCCCACUGUCACCGGACCCCAACAUGGGGAUGUCCAGAGCCAGGGACAACAACCAGGCUUCUAUCCUCAGGGCCCAUUUCCCAGGGCUGUUUCCAUCCCAAGGAAAUGAGCGCUGUGGGCUUUUCUCAGCCCCAUACCUACAUUCCUGGGUUCCCAUUCACUCUGUCUCCUGCGGCUCUUCAUCUGUUGUUUCAUGUGAAAUCAGUCGAUAAGCAGCUCUGGAGGACCCAGGCAAAAUGGAACAGGCACUGCCUGCCUUCGAGAAGCGCUCAUUCAGCUGGUACAGAUACUCAGUCAAUCAGCAGACAUUUAUUCCUUUAUUUAAACUAACCUUUUUUCUCAUUUUCUUCUUUAAAUUACAUUGUGUUUUAUUUUCACGUGAACAUUUACCUUUUCUCUCACCCACCUCCUGUCUUCCUUUUUGAGAAAACAAGAAAAAACAACCCUUGUUACGAACACAUAUAGUCAAGCAAAACUCAUUCCCACGCGGGCCAAAGCUUCCGUCUGCAUUUCUGCAGGCAGGUGGCGGGCUUCCUCAGGAGUCCUCUGGAAUCGUGGUCAGAAUUCCCGACUUGUCUGUACGUCUUUGCCAUGUUGUUAUUGUAUCCGUCGACCUCCUGGUUCUGCUCACUUCAGUCUGCAGCAGUUCAUGCGCGUCUUCUGAGGUUUCUCUGAAACCUUCUUCAUCCUUUCUUACAGCACUCUAUGGCAUUAAUACGCCAUAACUUGUUCAGCCAUUCCCCAAUACUUUGCCACUACAAAGAGUUGCUAUAAAUGUGUUUAUAUUUAGGGAUCCUUGUCCUCUUUCUUUGAUUUCUUUGGGGUACAGCUUUCCUAACAGAUUUGCUGGGUCAAAAGGGUGUUUGCACAGUCAAAUAGCUUUCUGGGAGUCUUUCCAAAUUGCUUUCCCAAAUGUCGAGCCAGCUUGCAGCUUCACCACCAAUGCAUUGGUGCACCCAUUUUUCCACCGCUUGUCUAGCAUUUGUCAUUCUUCAUUUCUGUCAACUUUUCCAAUCUGAUAGAUUCGAGCUGGAAUCUGAGAGUCAUUUUAUUUUGCAUUUCUCUGCUUACAGUGAUUUGGAGCAUCUUUUUCACAUAGCUUGAAUUUCUUCCUCUGGAAACUGCUUUUAACAAGCAUUUAUGACAAGAGUGCUUCAUACUGUGAAUACAAUAUAAUAAUAAUAACAUCUAUACAGCACCUACUGUGUGCCGUGCACAUGAUAAGCACUUUGCAGUUUUCAUCUCCUUCGCUCCUCAUGGCAGCUCUGGCAGGUAGAGGCUAUCACGGUCCCUAGUUUGUUCAGUCCUUUCCAUCUUGCCCAACUCUUAGUGACCCCAUUGGGAUUGUCUUGGUAGAGAUCCUAGACUGGUUUUGCCAUUUCCUUCUCCAGCUCAUUUAACAGAUGAAGAAACUGAAGCAGACAGCAUUAAGUGACUUG
Molecule: messenger RNA, 3227 nt
Organism: Phascolarctos cinereus (koala)
Lineage: Eukaryota; Metazoa; Chordata; Mammalia; Diprotodontia; Phascolarctidae
Source: RefSeq, a predicted model, not a curated record